CUGAGUGCAUGCAUAAUAGUGCAACGAGUCAUCUCGCAGUUUAAAAUUCGUGAUAAUCGUUAGGUAUCAGAAAUUAUUUUUCGUUUAAUAGCGCUAAUUUAAUUUUCUUCUCGCGACGGUUGCAUCGUUUUUACUUUCUUCCCUUUAUCGCCAGAUUUAAUGUAUUAUUCAAUAAUAUUUGGAACAGCUGCAUGUAACCUCAAAAAUGCAUGCCAACUAUCCGUCUGAUAAGAAUUAUCUUGCGUUUAUCUAACGUUCUAUCCAGUUCUGUCAUUUCGUUCCGUCCCAAUACAGUGCCAAUUUCAAUUUUGAUUUCAUUUUCACUAUUCGUUCCAUCAGGAGUCAGAGAAUUGCUGUGAAUUUUCGGAACACCCCAGUUGUCGGUCAGUCUGCGAUUGUUUUGGUUUCGAUGUACUCUCACUAAAUCCCUCACCCUAACCUGGAAUCGACAUUCAGCCCCUAUUUGGAUUACCCCGGCGUCGCCCUAUCAUUGGAGCGAGCGAUGGGCACCCCCGAAGACGCGGCCCUGAACUCAGAUGCGGAGUCCGAUCCCGGAUCCGAUCUCGAGGACCCUGAGAAACUCCUCGAGACCCUCCUCGGCGAGCUCGGGACCCUCACUGAGGGUUUGGAUAAUGUUGGCUCCAAUUCAUGCACCCCUCGGCCAGCGUCAGAUCUGAAUCCUCCUAGGACUGAUACAUACCGCCUUUCGAUGGCCAACCUUGAAGAUACUCAAGAUGUGGACUUAGAUGCUAUUCUUGGUGAGCUUUGUGCCCUAGAGUCUCAGUAUGACAAAGAGUUGUCUCAAACUUCUCUCAACAAAUCAGGUGCAACAGAUAUCUCUCAACACAGGAGAAGUCCAUCUGAGGCGCAUGGUGUUGCCCGCACUGAUAGCCCGGACAAUGAUUCAGCAUUCUCUGACAGUGUAUCCUUGUUAUCGAGUGAAAGCUCUGCCUCAAGUGGUCGAACUGAUGCCACAGCAUCCUCGUCAGUCAGUGCAAAUCAGGCUGGCCAAAAUGGGAAAACAGAGAAAAUCCGAUUGGCGCUUCAGAAAAUGCGGGAAGCAAAUAUCAAGAAAAUAUUCAUUAAAGUAUUCAGUCUAGAUGGAUCUGCAAAAUCCCUCUUGGUUGAUGAAUCAAUGACGUGUGGAUACGUCACAAGACUUCUAGCUGAAAAGAAUCAUACUAGUCUGGAACCCUCCUGGGGCCUUGUUGAAUAUGUUAACGAUCUUCACAUGGAGCGUGUCUAUGAAGAUCAUGAAAUGUUAGUCAAUAAUCUGAUGUUGUGGACGAGAGAUUCUCAAAAUAAACUUUACUUUGUUGAGAGACCUGAGCGAACUUUACUCUUCAAACGGCCAGAGUUGUUCCAUAACGAUCACCUGAACACGCCGCUGAUUGAACCCUUGGACGAAUUCACAAAGAAUAGUAUAAUUGAGGAACUUCUGAGUGGAGCAGGUGGCCCAAACAUAGAAGGCUCUCUGUACAUUAAGACUGAAUCUCGAAAGGGCUGGAAAAAGUAUCAGAGUAUUCUAAGGGCUUCUGGACUGUACUAUUUACCCAAAGACAAAUCUUCCUCUCGGUCUCCGAAGGAUAUGAUCUGCCUGACCAAAUUUGAAAACAAUGAGGUCUAUUAUGGAGUAGGCUGGAAAAAGAAACUGAAAGCACCAACAGAGUUUGGUUUUGCCAUCAAGCAUCCUUGUUUGCAGCAGCCAAAAUCCUCGAAGCACAUUAAAUAUUUGUGUGCAGAAGAUUCAAUCACAAUGCACCGAUGGGUUAUAGCUAUUCGUAUUGUCAAGUAUGGACGUCAGCUUUAUGAUAAUUAUCGCUCAGUUCUUGAUGGGGAUGAAGUUGAUAACGAAAUUCUUGACCAAUCGGACUCCGGCUCCUCUGGCUGUGAUGUUGCCUUUGAAUCAGACUUCCCGUCUGGAACCAUCAAAAGGAAACCUCCAAAAAUCCCUUUGACACAAACCACUCGUCAAUUGAAGGAUAUUGCAAGUUCAAAUUCAAACAUGUUCUCUCUGCGAAGAGAAGAAGAAAUUUACAGCACAGCUGUUCUUGAUAGGAGUAAUGGACUUUACGGAAAUGUAGAUAGAAGACUAACGGAAGAACCGUUAGAUGUAAAUCAUUGUUCUGAAAGGCGUGUGAGUGUAAGUAUAGAUAUUGCAAACAGUCCGAAAGAGAGGCUUGUAUCUAAUAGCCUUGAACGGAACAAUAUUUAUGGUAACUGUGCGACUCUCAAGCGUCAAAGUAGCUUAGAUAAGAAUUCAAUCGGAACAGAUAGAAGAACAAAUGAAAUAUCUGUCUCCAAGCAUCAAAAUAGUCUGGAUAAAAAUAGUCAUAGAUUAGGUUCAGGUGAAUUUAUUGAGAGUGCUAUUCUCACACGGCCAAUAGUUGACAACAAACCCAAUCUGCUUGUCGAACGAGAAAUCGAUGAAGCGAUGAUUGAAAGAUCUCCAAGUUUUAGUUCCUUACCCCCUCCUCCUCCUGAACUUCUUGCAAGUUCAUUAACCCUAAAUGAAGAUGAUGAUGAGGUGGACUUACCCCCACCCCCUCCACCUAGACUGUUACCUCCCUCAGAGGACUUCCUGCAGGAUUUGCAGAGAGUUAUGAGGCGCAAGUGGCAAGUUGCCCAGAAGUGUAAACUAGAUGUAAAGAUGACACCGCAUGAAGUUCUCGGUUUCAGAGAUCCUCCGCCUGGAGAAGCAGACUAUCGCGAGACAAAUGUUAGCAAUUGGGUGCAAGAGCAUUAUGGAAGCAGUACAAAUUCUAGCCAAUAUAACUUGUAUGAGAAUAUCUUUGCUAAAUCCACGCCUAACAAAAGUACAAUUUUGAAUACUAACUCAAACCCAGGCACGCAUAAACCUAAGACUGUCACAUUCAAUCUCCCCCCUUCCCCUGUAAUUAUCCCUGAUUCCGUGCCCAUUGUGAAAAAGAGACCUCCGCCCCCUCCUCCGAGAGCGGAAACAACCCAGUUAACCACAAAAUUACCGCCGAAACAACCGUGCUGACGAGAGUCUUUUAUUUUUGGAUAACCUUGUUGCAUUUGAUGUUUUUGUUGGUGCUAUUAUUUUUAUGUGCAAGUCCUCUGCUAGCCUGUGUUUUGAUAAUGGGCAUUUUAAGAAAUGUGCAAAACCCUUGCCAACUGAGAAUGUUUUUAAGCAGCAGUGAGUAAAAUGAUCAAAACCGUAGCUAUUUCGAAUCUAUUCUUGUCGGUUGUCUUUUGUUAUUCAGUUAAUUAAAAAGAAAAAAUUCUCUCGCUCUAUCUCUCACCUUCAGUUUUGCUUGUACUAAUGACGCUCUUGCUGAGACUAAUGUCAAUGUUUUUGUGCUUCGGUUUCUCACCUGAUGAUAGAAAUCAAAAUGAAAAAAAAUUCCAUGAAAUAUUGUGAUUUUUCUCCUCCUUUUGCUUUUCAAAAAAUGGUGCUUUUGUAAACUUACCUCUCAGCUUUUGUGGAAAAUUACCCUUACUGUUAUUUUACAUUCUAUUGCUUUUAAUAAAACAUUUUGCUUUGUGACUAAUACCCCGGAAAAUAGGUGCCUUAGAGCCCUUUGUAAAAUCUCUCAGGAUGCAUCAGUUUUAAUUAAGCAGACCAGAUCAUUUCCCCUCGUGUUAGUUAGUGGACCGACAAUAGAUGGAUGGUCAAGUGGUGUCUGUUGAAAAAUGUAUUUGACUGAGAAAAAAUCAUUUGUAUGACCUUGAAUUUUCCACAGAUGAAAAAGGUGAGGCGAAGGUACUGUUUAAUUCAUGUACUGAACCUUUAAAAAAAAUGAAAGAUGAACUAACAAUAAUAUUUAGAAGGAAACUUUGGAUAUUUUUUCAUGCAAAGCAGGUGCCUGUAUGUAAUUCCAUUAUGUUAAAGUGAUUAAUUUGCUUCUGUAACUGAAAUUGUACUGUGUCAGUCUCCAGCGAUGUUGCUUCAGUGUGUUUAGCAUGCAAAAAAUUGAAGUGGACGAAAGAUCAACUUUGAAUGUAUGGUUCGUGCGGCCUUAAAAAAGUGCCUGAUUUUGAAAUUUUCAAUGCUUUAAAAGUGCUUGAUGUUUUGAAAGAUGCCCAAAAAGUGUUUAAAUUUUUAUCUGUGCUAAUUGUCAGCACUGAUAGCUUAACGUUCAAGAAAUAACAUAGCGUCUGCCUUUUAACUGGAAAGAUAUCCCAAUAACAAAAAAAAUUCAAUUUGCCUUCAAAGUAUACAACAAAUUUACAAACAGGGCUUACGAUCCGAGGAGAAAACUGUGCAUUUUUUCUCUCUUAAAAAUUACUACAAAUGUGAAAAGUGGUUGAAAAUUCUUUAAAAAGCUUGGGAAGUGCUUGAUUUUUUUUUAUUCUUGAGGCUGCAUGAACCAUGGUAUACUCUGAAUACUUUGUAAAUAGCUACUCUCUAAUUGAAAAUCCAAUGUGUCCGGACCAUAAGCAAGGUAAAUUUCAAGAUCGUAAUAUGAAACGGCUGAUGAUGUGCUUACCUUGACUGAUUCAUUGAUCGUUGCCUUAUUUUGAAUACCUUUUACAUUAGUCUUGUAAGUCCUGAAAGAGAAGUUUUUAAUCCUUUUUUGGUGUGGUGCAGUUUUCGUAAGAAAUUGCUUUUGUCAUCAAAGGUUCAUGCGAACAAAUUUGUAUGUAGCAAUUAGUUUUCGAUCUCAAUAUUUUUGAUGCCUUUUUAAUCAAUAAUUAAAUGAAACAAAUGAAAUUGAUAAUUUAAAGUUAAUCAGAUAGAAUUAACCAAGAAGUCAUGGAAAAACAAUUAAAUCCUUUUUCAUUUGAAUAUUAUUAUGUAUCAUGACGAACAUGGUUUGGGACAACAUAUACACCACAGAAACUUUCUCAGGUUUGAUUCUUCAUUUUUCAGGGUGGGUUUCUUUACAAUGGUGGCGUCCCAGGAAAUAUAUACCUGCAACCAUUCAGCAGUUAAUUCGUUGAUGCUGCAAAAUGUCAGCAACAAUCCUACAUGUAUAUCAGUUCUCCUUUCAAUGUUCGUCAGCAGUAAUGCUAAUCAACUCUUAACCUUAAUUGAAGUACUUAUACCGAUUUACAGAGCUUUUAAUCUCAAGGUCCCUCUAGACAAAUAGUUUUCAUAAGGUAAAUGAACUUUUCACUGUGAAUUUUUAAUUGCUGGUAGUUGUUUGUACCUACCCAUUCAUAUUCAUAGUUUUCUUCAUUUGACUCAUCCAUUUCAUAUCAAGGAGAACAAUUUACAUUAAGACAUUGAUAUUUUUUUGUGAAAGCAGUCAUUCCAGUCUAGAAUUUCCAUUUAUUUUUUUCUUCUUUGAUUCAAAAUAAGAGGCAUUUAUUUGAUUUUUUUAAUAACUAUAACUAACCAAAUAUAUUGUUCUAUUUUUCAAUUUCUCACUUUCUUUUAAACAUAUUUCAAUUACUUAAACAAGGUGGAGCCGAUUUUAGAGCUGCCAUUUUCCCUUGAAACAAUACUAAAAAGGUUUUAUAAGCUAAGCGACAAUAAGCAUUUUUCUCCAACCGUGUGCCAUUUCUUAGUAAUUUUUUUACAACCAUUUGCAGUUUUUUUCAUCAAGCAUGUUUUAUCUUUCAUCAUGGUAAUCAUUGUCCAUUUGAGAUAUCAAGUCCUAGAAAACUCAGAUUACUGAGGAUGUUUAUAACUUAGUCUACGUUGUAAUUUAAUUUUGAAAUUAUUUAGGAAAUAAGGUAUUUCUGCUUUUGUUUCUGUUUUUGUAAAUUCGAGUAUAUAUGUAAAUUACAGCAAAAUAUUUUGAAAAUAAAAUAAAAUUUAUACUGCAAACUAG
Bemisia tabaci is the source of this 5744-nucleotide messenger RNA. The record is from RefSeq and is a predicted model, not a curated record. NCBI's taxonomy places the organism in Eukaryota, Metazoa, Arthropoda, Insecta, Hemiptera, Aleyrodidae.